AUGGGUCAGGCGGCCAAGGUUUUACAGCUCUAUAAAACAUUACACAGGACAAGACAACAGGUUUUUAAAAAUGAUACCAGAGCAUUAGAAGCAGCCAGAAUAAAGAUAAAUGAAGAAUUCAAAAGUAAUAAAAGUUGAAACUUCUCAAUAGAAGAGAAUUGGUCCCUAGGGAAGAACUCCUUGUAG
Molecule: messenger RNA, 186 nt
Organism: Nyctereutes procyonoides (raccoon dog)
Lineage: Eukaryota; Metazoa; Chordata; Mammalia; Carnivora; Canidae
Product: complex III assembly factor LYRM7-like
Biological process (GO): mitochondrial respiratory chain complex III assembly
Source: RefSeq, a predicted model, not a curated record